UAGCCAGGCUCGAAACACGAGGUUGUCCAUUUCGUUUGAGAAGUCGAUUGAGUACUGUAGUUUUCUUGCAAUCUGCGGAUUCUUUUCUUUAACUUGCCUCAUAUUCAAUAUGGCCUCACCUGAAGAAACCCUUGCGGAAUACGAAAAACUGUUUGCGAAGCGUUUCACUAGUGAAGAUGAGGAGUAUAUGAAAACGGUCAACAGGCCUCAAGCUUCGCCACCUUGCCUGACUGAUUGGCUCAAUACUGGAUAUAGAGACAGUCGUUCUCACCAUGGCAGUGGCAGUGAUGGCAGAGGUUAUGAAAGGUCCAGGCAUGAUAGUGGGCGGGACCAUGGCAGGCGAUAUGGAGAUCAUGAAGAUCGACACAGAGGAGGUGAUAGACAUGGCUCAUAUCAUCACAGGGAUGACAGAUAUGGUGGGCGCUAUCGAGAUGACCGUGGUCACAGAGGAUAUGAAGAUCGUCAAAGACCCUCAACAGAAUAUGGUUCACGAGGAUACUAUGAGUUUUUCUACUGAUCUAAUAAUCCCAUCUUAAAGUUAGAUGCACUUCAAGUUUGUGAUGAUUACAGUUAUGUAGACAUUGGUUUCAAAACCCAUUUGCAACUGUGACAGCUGCAAAUUAAUCCAACUAGUGUAAAUGAUUUGAAAUUAUGAAACUAUUUGUUAGAGACUACUGUGUUUUCAGGGUUUUCAAUGACACCUCAGGUGACAUUCUGUUCAUUAAGAGUCCAAAUUCGACAUUCACCUUUUGUGCCAUGAUAAUAAAUUGAAAAUCCUGCCUUUGAACUGCUAUAGCCACUGUAGAAGUUUUGAGUGAUAUCUUGUUAAUUUUCGUUUCAUCACUGUAUUUUGUGUUAUGUUCAUUUUCUGUAAGAUAAUAUUUAUGUAUUAUAAGUUCGGAGUGGAUGACCCACUUUAUUUACCUUCGGUCUACUUCUUGUUAUUUUCUAUAAAUAAACAUUUCUGUUAAAGCA
Orbicella faveolata is the source of this 975-nucleotide messenger RNA. RefSeq lists its product as uncharacterized. Gene Ontology annotation, cellular component: mRNA capping enzyme complex. NCBI's taxonomy places the organism in Eukaryota, Metazoa, Cnidaria, Anthozoa, Scleractinia, Merulinidae. The record is from RefSeq and is a predicted model, not a curated record. Gene Ontology annotation, molecular function: RNA binding. Gene Ontology annotation, biological process: RNA 5'-cap (guanine-N7)-methylation.